Molecule: messenger RNA, 2039 nt
Organism: Ceraceosorus bombacis
Lineage: Eukaryota; Fungi; Basidiomycota; Exobasidiomycetes; Ceraceosorales; Ceraceosoraceae
Source: the annotation of a GenBank genome assembly
AUGAGCGGUCAACGCAGCUUGACAAAAGGCAAGAAGCACUUGCCAGAUCCCGUGGGUCAAUAUGUCGGACUGUUGGCUCUCUACUCGCGCAAAAGCACGGACGAUCCAAACGAGUCAAAGCGCGCAGAGGGCGAAUCGACCAACGGCAGCAGUGGCAAGGGCAAGUGGAGAGCGAUGCUAGGAAGAGACGCAUCAGAAAGCGAAGAUGCCGGCAACAAGAAGCCUGUGCCCAAAAUUCACGCAGAUGUAGCCAGAGUGUACUUUCCUGGACAAGCCGUCACCGCGCAAGUCGAGAUUGAUGAGAGAGCGCUGGCUCAGGACUCGGACCUCGAGCAGCUGACCAUCGAGCUCAAAGGAGAAGUACACAGCUACGGUGCGUGCAUCGCCGGUGCUCGUCCCCUCUGACCACGUCGCCUGCUGAAAUCGCAUCGCGCAUCCUACCAGGCUACUCGUGGGAUCAGUAUGGCAACCGCUACACCAACCCGCAUACAGAGGUGAGUUCAGCUGGACAUGACCUUUGGAUGCCUUUGGCUGACGCUCCACCCGCUUGGGUCACAGACCAUCUUUGUGCGGCGUGCCGUCCUUUAUGCGCGCGAAGGAGCAAAGACGGACGCGGUCGAAGAGCAUCUCUUGACAACGGGCAAAGCCAAAGUGGAUCAUUCUGACAUUGCCGCGUGGGAUGUAAGCAGCAUCUUGCCAACCACUUUCGAGACCAAGCCUGGCAGCGCGAAAUCGCAGACUUUGGCCUUACCGGCUACAUUUAAGGAUACUACCAAUAGCUAUAUCGACGGCACUGCUACCGUCGUGUAUGGAUGGAAGGCGGUAGCGAAGCGUUCUGGCACAUUCAAAAGACACUCGAGGUGAGGCUCGCAAGUGAUGACCUUCAGGCUCGGUACUGACCAGUCUUGUGGCUUGACUUUGUAGAGCCUGGCUGCCACUACUGGUCUCGGGCAUAUCUGAGCGCAAGGGCGAGAUUCCUAGUCUUGAAGAGCUGCCAGCCAAUCUCAGCGCGGUGCCACCUGGCUGGGUCAGAGGCACGGCGUCGCAGGCUAUUCGCAAGAAGCUUCUCUUCAGCAAGGGCACCGUGGACGCGGAAGUGAGUCAUAGCAAGUCUCUUUGACGUUCAGGCACCGCGGAUUGUUCGCUCAGCGUUUGGCUGCGCCUUUCCUAUACAGCUUUUCGUUCCCAUUCUGGAUGCAGUCGCUCCAGACUCUGUCUUGCCGGUAGUGCUGAAGCUGACAGCCAGCGCAAAGAAUGCCAGCGAUCUGACGGGCCCAGACGCGUCACUUCCGUCCUUGCCUGGGACAAACGCUUUGCCCUCUUCUGGCAGCGGCGGUGCGCCCCCUGCGGACAAGCUCCUUCCGCGUAUCAAGAUUCGCAGAAGGAUCGAAAACAGCACCAACAGCAAGGCCAACGACUUUUUCCUAGUCACGAACUUCGAACACAGCUUCUCGGCUCGCGUUGCUUGGAGCAACACGCAUCUGCAAGGGCCGGCUGGUAGUCUAGCUCACGGAUGGACUGAGCCUAGCAAAGCUUCCGCUCUUUCGUCUGGCUACAGCACAACAGCUCAGCUGGUUGGACAGAUCCACCUGGAUCUGACUCCGAACUUGGAACUUCCCACGCUCAAGGUACGCUACACGCUCGUGCUCAAGGUGCCCAUCCCCGGCCUAGGUUCGUCGCUCGUGGCCAAGCUGGAAGAUUUGCGGAUUGCGCCAUCGAGCGGUGUGACGGCUGAAGACCUUGCAGCCCAUGGGAACGACGUAGACCAUCUGACAAGGGCAGUGGCUGGUCGAAGACAGGCGCUGCUACUGAUUGCAAAGGACCAGUUCGUCAAGGCUCCCAAAGACGAUGAUCAAGCCAUGGACCAGCUCAUGGCGGAUCAAGUUUUGCCUGCGUACGAGGAUGAUGAUGACGACGACGAUGAUGACGACGACGACGAGAAGGGAAAGCUUUCGAAGAAGAAACGAGGUGAGGACGAGCUGCCUAGCUACGACGACAGCGGUGCCACGGGCAAAGCUCCGCCGUCCGAAAAGGCUUGA